Messenger RNA from Prorocentrum cordatum, 865 nucleotides. NCBI's taxonomy places the organism in Eukaryota, Dinophyceae, Prorocentrales, Prorocentraceae. The record is from the annotation of a GenBank genome assembly.
AGCCUCUGAGGAUCGAGCCGGGCCGGGUCCGCACCCUCCCGCAUCCCAUAGCCCUGCGGGCCCUUCGGUGUGAUGCUCGAGCGGCCGCUGUACAGAUGGAGCUUGGCCUGGCCCGCGACAUCCUCACCUAUUGCCUCGAGGAGUCGAGCCAGCUCGCGCAGGAGGAGCUCCGCCGGCGGCAGCAGGCGCGCGCGCGCGGCGCGCCGCCGGCUGUCUGGUGCCCCAGUCCAGAGCGGGUCUCCAGCAUCAUCGGCCGCAUGGCGGGCAUCGCGAUGGCGCGGAGGCUGUGCGAGAUCUCGCGGGCCCACGGCGGAGGCGUGCGGAGGACGCUGCAGUCCCUGACCAUGUCCGCGCUCCCCGACGUCUACGUGUGCGGCGGGCAGGCCGAGCGCACGACGCUCGCGUCGGUGGACCGCUUCGUGGCGUCGAGGGGCUCCUGGGAGUCGCUGCCGCCCAUGCCCACGGCCCGCAGCUUCUGCACGGCGGUGGCCGUCGGAGGCCGGGUGUACGUGUUCGGCGGCGAGCGGGAUCAGCGAUCGGCCUUCGCCGCGGCGGAGUGCUUCGACCCCGCGUCGAGCGAGUGGGAGAGGCUGCCCCCGAUGCCGACGCCGCGGGCGGGCUGCGCCGCAGCGGCGGCCGGAGGCAAGAUCUACGUGUGCGGCGGCCUCGUCGUCGCGUGGCAGGUCCUCAACGUCGUCGAGUGCUUCUGCCCGGCGACGCGGAGAUGGCGUAGGGUCCCGCCCAUGCCCACACCGCGGUGCGGCUGCACGGCCGCUGGGCAAGAUCUUUCGUCCUCGGCGGGCAGCUGGACGACGGUACCGUGCUGAACAUCGCCGAGAGCUUCGACCCCGUGUCGAAAGCGUGG